CUAUUUAUACAAAUGCAAUUCUCUUAUUUCUCUCUCUUCUCUUAUUUCUCGUGUGAUAAAACAAAAGAAAAAAAAAUCUCAAUUUCUUCCAUUCUCUCAAAACUGAACUUCUCUGAGAAACAAAGCAACAAACUACAACAUGACUGGCAGAGAAAUCCUCCAAAUGAUAAAGGAGAAGACUGGGCUGGGCUCAUCUGCUCUUGAUACAGGAAAAGGCAAAAGCAAAAGGUCAAAGCAUAUCACACAUGGAUUCCACAUGGUAAAGGGAAAAUCAAAGCAUGCCAUGGAAGACUACUUAGUUUCUGAAUUCAAGCAACAAAAUAAUGUUGAGUUGGGAUUAUUUGCAAUCUUUGAUGGUCAUUUAGGCCAUGAUGUUGCAAAUUACUUGCAAAACCACCUCUUUGAAAAUAUUUUGAAGGAGCCUGGCAUCUGGGUUGAUACAGAAAGCUCAAUUAAAAAUGCUUAUCGUAGAACGGAUGAUGAGAUAUUGGACAAAAGUUUUUCAUUGGGAAAAGGAGGGUCAACUGCAGUAACUGCAAUACUGAAAGAUGGAAGGAAGCUCAUAGUAGCAAAUGUAGGAGACUCUCGGGCUGUUAUAUGCAAAAAUGGCGUGGCGCUACAAUUAUCUGUGGAUCAUGAACCAAGCAAGGAAAAGAGGCUGAUUGAGAGCCGUGGUGGUUUUGUAUCCAACCUUCCAGGGGAUGUUCCACGUGUCGACGGACAGCUGGCUGUAGCAAGAGCAUUUGGAGAUAAGAGCUUGAAGAUACACCUGAGUUCAGAACCUGAUGUUUCUAUCCUGCCUAUAGGCGAAGAUGUAGAGUUCUUAAUCUUAGCAAGCGACGGGAUAUGGAAGGUUCUGUCGAAUCAAGAAGCAGUGGACUCCAUCAAACAUAUAAAGGAUGCCCAGGCAGCAGCAAAGCAUUUGAUUGGGGAGGCUGUUAAUAGGAAAAGCAAGGAUGAUAUAUCUUGCAUAGUUGUAAAGUUGCAAUAAUUUUUCCUUGAAUUAUAUGAGCUUUACCUUUUUUUUUUAACUUUCCCUCAAGUGAAAGACCAAAUAGCUCAUCUGUGUGAAUAUGUAACAUAGAUCUAUUUCUUUUGGUGGCUGUGAAGAUUGUUUAAAACAUCUACUCCACUGUAGUGUGUAAAACUGAUUAUGAGAAGGUUUACCAUUUCUUUCUUUAGAAA
Molecule: messenger RNA, 1185 nt
Organism: Cannabis sativa
Lineage: Eukaryota; Viridiplantae; Streptophyta; Magnoliopsida; Rosales; Cannabaceae
Product: probable protein phosphatase 2C 58
Exons: 5
Coding region: 140-991 (283 amino acids)
Biological process (GO): protein dephosphorylation
Cellular component (GO): nucleus; cytosol
Molecular function (GO): protein serine/threonine phosphatase activity
Source: RefSeq, a predicted model, not a curated record